Messenger RNA from Colletotrichum higginsianum IMI 349063, 975 nucleotides. Its product is annotated as Aldo/keto reductase. NCBI's taxonomy places the organism in Eukaryota, Fungi, Ascomycota, Sordariomycetes, Glomerellales, Glomerellaceae. The transcript has 3 exons. The record is from RefSeq and is a predicted model, not a curated record. Gene Ontology annotation, cellular component: cytosol. Bases 1 to 975 code for a protein of 324 amino acids. Gene Ontology annotation, molecular function: aldose reductase (NADPH) activity.
AUGGGCAAGGACACCAUCACCCUCGCUUCCGGCCGUGAGAUGCCCCUCGUGGGCUUCGGCCUGUGGAAGGUUCCCCGCGAGGCUUGCGCCGACACCGUCUACAAUGCCAUCAAGACCGGUUACCGCCUCUUCGACGGCGCCUACGACUACCAGAACGAAAAGGAGGCCGGCGAGGGUGUCCGCCGCGCCAUCGCCGACGGGCUCGUCAAGCGCGAGGACGUCUUCAUCACGACCAAGCUGUGGAACAACUACCACCGCAAGGAGCACGCCGUCGCCAUGGCCAAGAAGCAGAACGAGGCCUGGGGCCUGGGCUACAUCGACCUGUUCCUCAUCCACUUCCCCGUCGCCCUCAAGUACAUUGACCCGGCCGUCAACGAGUUCCCCUGCUGGUGGAUGGACAAGGAGGGCACCAUCGUCGAGCCCGACCACGUGCCGAUCCGCGAGACGUGGGAGUGCAUGGAGACGCUCGUCGACGAGGGCAUCGCCAAGUCCAUCGGCGUCUCCAACUUCCAGGCCCAGUCGCUCUACGACAUCCAGUCCUACGCCCGCCACCCCAUCUCGUCGCUCCAGAUCGAGCACCACCCGUACCUCGUCCAGCCCGACCUCAUCGCCAUGGCCCAGGAGAACAAGAUCGCCGUCACGGCCUACUCGUCCUUCGGCCCCCAGUCCUUCCUCGAGAUCUCCAACAAGCGCGCCGUCGACGCCAAGGGCCUGUUCGAGGUCGACGCCGUCAAGGACAUCGCCGCCCGGCACGGCGUCACGCCGGCCCAGACGCUGCUCCGCUGGGCCACGCAGCGCGGCGUCGCCGUCAUCCCCAAGAGCAACAGCCAGCACCGCCUCAAGCAGAACCUCGAGGUCAACGGCUUCGACCUGACGCCCGAGGAGCUCGACGCCAUCUCGGACCUCGACCUCGGCCUGCGCUUCAACGACCCGGGCUUCUACCUGCCCCAGCGUCCCCUGCGCAUCUUUGCGUAA